This is a messenger RNA of Pseudophryne corroboree (corroboree frog), 4006 nucleotides long. RefSeq names its product oocyte zinc finger protein XlCOF7.1-like. Bases 306 to 2189 code for a protein of 627 amino acids. The record is from RefSeq and is a predicted model, not a curated record. Lineage: Eukaryota; Metazoa; Chordata; Amphibia; Anura; Myobatrachidae. The transcript has 6 exons.
ACCCGAAAGUCUGGUGGAACGCAUAUCGUACUGCCAGAAAGCCUGGUGGAACGCACAACCCGGAAGUGUUAGUAAAAUAUGUUCAGCCUGUAAGGUGAUCAGCAGCUUGCAUUGUUUUCCUCCUCUGGAGGCCAAGUGUAAGGAAUAGACACAGGGGAUAACGAUAGGACCUGGACUGUCCAACAAGAAUUGGAUCAUCUGAAGUCUGCUGAGAAGAUACCAGUCAUUAUACCUUACACAAGCUUUUCACCAUCGGCCAAUCUCCAUUCUGACUUUCUGUAAUCUGUGUUAUUGGUCAUCUGAGGAUGGACAAGAACAGGAAUGAGAUGACUGAGAGGAUAUUAAAUCUCACCCUAGAGAUCAUCUACCUGCUGACUGGGGAGGAUUGUAAAGUUAUGAAGAAGUCGGGUGAGCUAAUUACACGCACCAGCAAUGCAUACAUGUCCGAAAGUCCUACACAAGACCAAAACCACAUCAUGGAGAGAAAUGGUGACCAGACAAUUGGAGAACUGGCCAGGAUUGUCCAUCCACAGAAUGGAGAGGCUUCUACAGCACAUGAUGAUAUUGUUGUUUCAUUAUCUGUGGAAAAACUAAAUUGUUUGGAACCAUCCAAGGAACCUCAAAAGAAACAGAUGGUGGAAAAUUACCUGCCUUUCAGAUUGCUGGAUAUAUCCGAGUCCAGAAGCACAGAUGGAGGGUUUCAGACCCCGGUGUCAUCACAAGAUUGUGUAACUAAAGAUGAAAAUAGCAUUAAUCUCAAUGCAGAAUGUGCAUUUUCAACACCAUACAGCGUUGAGACAACCAGUUCUGUAAAACGUACUACAAUCGACUCAAUCUCUUAUCAUGAAGGAAACACACAUUGUAUUUCUACUCCUAUUAAAGAAGAGUCUGUCUGUUGCGCUGGAGGAAAUCUUAUGAGUGCCGAUAGUUAUACACCCAGAGAUCGUACACAAUAUACUUAUAUUAAGGAGGAAUCCGUCUCAUGUGGUGGAAGAAAUCUCCCUGACACUGACAUGUGUACACCCACAGGUCACACCCAGUAUACAUCUACUCAUAUUAAAGAGGAAUCAGUCUCAUGUGAUGGAGGAAACCUCACACACACUGACAUGUAUACACCUACAGGUCAUACACAGGAUACAUCUAUUUAUAGAAAAGAUGAAUCGGUAGAGGAAAAUUUAAUUGAUAGAUCAAUUUAUACAUCCACAAGUUAUAUAGAGGCAGAGUAUACAUCUCAUAUUAUGGAGAAACCAGGCUUGUACAAAGAAGGAAACUUUAUUGACCAUAACUUUCAUACACCGACAGACCAUACACAACAUUUGUCUAGCCACAUUAGAAAUCAAUCCAUCUUGUGUGAAGAGGGAAACCUGUAUUCACACACAGAACAGGCGGAGGCACAUUAUACACCGCCUCACAUUGAAAGGCACAUCGUAGGCCCCGCUAAUACACUGGUGACAAAUACAAGCUCGUUUUUACCACCCGCCGACUACGCCAAUCAUCUGAAUAACGUGUCGGACUCCCUCGAUCACCAGUCACACCUCAUGCAUCUUAACAUGCAGCAUAAAAUUCAGGAAGGACACAAGUCAACCUGUUUGGAAUGCGGAAAAUGUUUUAAACGGAAAGCGCAGCUCAAAGUACACCAGGUAAUUCACACCGGAGAGAAGCCGUUUUCCUGCGCCGAGUGCGGGAAGUGUUUUACCCGGAGAACGCAGCUUGUCGUGCAUCAAAAAAUUCACAGGGGAGAAAAGCCGUAUGCAUGUUCCCACUGCGACAAAUUCUUUACAAGCAACUCCAAUCUGGUUAUACACCUAAGGACGCACACAGGGGAGAAACCUUAUUCCUGCUCCUACUGCGGGAAAGGUUUUACCCGGAAAACGCAGCUCAAUAUUCAUCAUCGCAUUCACACGGGUGAGAAACCCUACACCUGCCUGGAAUGCGGAAAAUGCUUCACCCAGUAUGCCCAGCUGGCCACCCACCAAAUAAUCCACACCGGUGAAAAAUCAUUCGCUUGUUCCCAGUGCGGAAAACGUUUUACCACCAAUUCAAACCGCAUUCGGCACCAGCUGACCCACGCCCGGGGAAAGAGGUUUUCAUGUUCGGAGUGCGGAAAGUGUUUCGAAGAAAAAGACAGUCUGGAUGUCCAUUUGAGACUCCACGUGAUGGGGAAAAAUGACAGCGUUUUGAUAGCGUAGCGAGAAAACCAAAAAGUUUCUCUAUCAAGCUUGCCAGAACUGUGCAGAACAUCUGGUGCAUGGAAAAGUGACCUUUAUAGGAGCUGUUAAAAUGGUUUCAAUGUUCUACGAGAUCAUGCUAGCAUCAGGAAUAGGUUGAAGUGUUCACUCGUCAUGGAUAAAGCUGAUGCAAGCUACAUUCCCUGCCCCAGACAUGAUCCAACUCCAAACUGCCAUUUUUCAAACACAACCUGUAACAUGACAGUUGGGAGCUGAUUGGUUGGUACUUUAUCACUCUCCAUGGCUUAGUAGAUAGCCUCUUAAGAGAGAUAAUGUUAAUAUAGACAGAAAGGCAGUUGGGUUUGCAGUAAUUGGGAGGAGGACCACAAUGUGUAGAACACAGCUGUUCUAGUUGACAUCCGUGAAUACAUUCUAUGUAAGAUUUCGGCUCGGAAUCAAACUCUUGGCAUAAUAGAAAUGAUUGUAGUUGUGGUGUGCAGUUUGUAAUCUGGUUGUAAGUGGAAUAGUUGUCGAAUUGUGGGUUUUGUCUACAAAAAGCUUACUGACAUUGCUGGGUGACAGAUAGGCGAAAUGAGUGAAUGAGAGAAAUUCAUUUGAUCUACGCUACUAGCCAAAAGUUUUAGAACACCCCCAUUUUCCCUGGCUUUUAUUGAAAUUUAAGCCAAUGAAGACCAGACAAUAACCUGAAAUGCUACAAAGGUAAGCGUUAAACAGUUUGAGGUUAAAAAUGUACAUUUUAGACUGGCAAAAACUGAAUAAUAAUGUACAUUUCACAGUUUAAUCAAAGGCCUUUUCAAGGAACUAGUAACGGGUUAUGGGGGUAAUUCCAAGAUGAUCGCAGCAGGCAUUUUGUUAGCAGUUGGGCAAAGCCAUGUGCACUGCAGGGGAGGCAGAUAUAACGUGCAGAAAGAGUUAGAUUUGGGUGGGUUAUUUUGUUUCUGUGCAGGGUAAAUACUGGCUGCUUUAUUUUUACACUGCAAAUUAGAUUGCAGAUUGAACACACCACACCCAAAUCUAACUCUCUCUGCACAUGUUAAAUCUGCCUUCCCUGCAGUGCAUAUGGUUUUGUCCAACUGCUAUCAAAAAUCCUGCUGCGAUCAACUUGGAAUUACCCCCUAUGUACUUACAGCUGUACUGCAUCAAUGAUGAAGAGCCUGUCUGGGCCGGUGGCCUACUGAAGACUUGUAGAAGAUCUUGUGGACAGAUAAAUCAAAAUUUGAACUCUUUGGUUCAUCGUGCAGGGUUUUUGCAUGCCGCGGAGUAGUAGCUCCUUAGUUUGUGGAGUCAAAUUCUAAGUGUGUGAUCCAAAAAUUUAAAAGGACAAAGCUUUUAAUAGCAAAACACCCUGCUGCUUAGUAAAUAAACCACUGUGACACCAACUGUCAACUAUGGAGGAGGAAGCGUAGUGGGCUGGAGCUCUUUUGUUGGAUCCUCAGUCGGCGACUUGUCACCUCGAGCUGUAUGACUAUCCAUGCAGUACCACCUACUUGAUCAAGGGCUCAACCUACUGCAAGACAAUGAACCAAGCCUGACCACCUGUCAUUACUAUCUUUGAGAUAAAGAACCAGAUAGUAGGCUUCACAUCAUGGAGUGGCCAGCACAGUCUCCGGACUUACAGACCCCAUGUAGCUGGUUUGGAUUUAACUGGACUGAAUGGUGAAAGCAAAGUAGCCCUACAGGUGCAGCACAGGUUGGGAAGAGUUUACUGAAUAACGUGGUUUCCAGUGUAGAAAGAAUGACCCGGGUGUGUUCCCCCGAUUAUAUCUGUAAAAGGAGAGGAGUCAAAAAUUCUUAUUAAACUGUAUUCAUUAAAAUAA